This is a messenger RNA of Lactuca saligna, 798 nucleotides long. The record is from the annotation of a GenBank genome assembly. NCBI's taxonomy places the organism in Eukaryota, Viridiplantae, Streptophyta, Magnoliopsida, Asterales, Asteraceae.
AUGAUCUCUGCGAUUAAGUACAAAGAUCAUCUUCCCCAGCUCCCCAUUACCCUUUCACAUUCAUCUUCGUCUUCUACAACACAAGACAAGGAUCAUCUUCCAGUUCGAUUGAAAACGAUAAUGGUGUUAACGUUAUGGUCAGUCCGUUCCAAAUACACGAAAGCAUCAAACUAUGAUUUGGAAAGAAUAUAUCAGGGAAUAAGCAACUACUUCACAUUAAAAAUCCAUCAUGGUGGGAUAUUCACAAAAAAACCCUGGGAGAAGGGUAAUGAACCAGUCAUGGAUGAUGUGCCAGUUAUGAAUGAUGAACCAGUCAUGACUGAUGAGCCAGUCAUGAAUGAUAAGCCAAUCAUAGAUAAUGAACCAGUUUUAGAUGAUGAAUAUGAUUUCUUUGAUGAUGAACCUUUGAUAGAUGAGGUGGAGGUGAACAUGAUCAACUUAUGUAGUGUACUUGAUGAAGACAUUGACUUGGGGCAGCUUGAUCUGACAAAUAAUAAUACAAUGGAACAUGAAGACAUUGAAUAUGAACCUUUAGAAGUCUUAGAUAAUGAUGUGUUUAAAUCAUUUGCUAGUGAACAAGAGCCUAGAAAGAAAUUGUUAAAGUCCAUUCUAAAACCAAUUGCUUGUUCAUCUAGUGAAGUUCACACUAAAGCUUUUAAGAUUGGUCAGACAUUCAAGGAAAAGGAAAAGAUCAAAGAAGCUAUUGCCAACUACUCUGUAAAAGAAAUGAGGGAUCUACAUUAUGUAAAGAAUGACAAGAUAAGAAUUAGGGUAAAGUGUAGGGGUAUUGUUCCUUAA